Podarcis raffonei (Aeolian wall lizard) is the source of this 1496-nucleotide messenger RNA. RefSeq names its product zinc finger protein 135-like. The transcript has 3 exons. The coding region runs from base 1 to 1485 and encodes 494 amino acids. The record is from RefSeq and is a predicted model, not a curated record. NCBI's taxonomy places the organism in Eukaryota, Metazoa, Chordata, Lepidosauria, Squamata, Lacertidae.
AUGAAAUGGGCACAAACGUCCAAAUGCACUCAGCAAGGAAGCAGCGGCUGUGGAACCAGAUCAGAUUUUAAUGAAUUGGAAAACAAGAACAAGGAUGAACAUGACAAAACCCCCGGAGAGGAGAAGCCAUGCAAAAAUUUGGAAUGUGGAGAGAGCGGCAGUGAGAGCUCCCAUUCCACUUCUCAACCAAGAAUUCUCAUUGGAAAGAAACCCUAUCAGUGCAUGGAAUGUGGAAAGAGCUUCAGGAAAAGCUUCAAUCUCACUUCCCAUCAGAAAAUUCAUAAAGGGGAGAAACCCUAUCAGUGCUUUCAAUUUGAAAAGAGCUUCAGUCUGGGCUCCCAUCUCAUUUCCCAUCAGAGAAUUCAUACAGGGGAGAAACCCUAUCAGUGUGUGGAAUGUGGAAAGAGCUUCAGGAAGAGCUCGGAUCUCACUUCCCAUCAAAGAAUUCAUACAGGAGAGAAACCCUAUCAGUGCCUGGAAUGUGGAAAGAGCUUCAAUACGAGCUCCUAUCUCAGUUCCCAUCGAAGAAUUCAUACAGGAGAGAAACCCUAUCAGUGCAUGGAAUGUGGAAAGAGCUUCAUUCAGAGCUCCUCUCUCACUUCCCAUCAAAGAAUUCAUAGAGGGGAGAAACCCUAUCAGUGUGUGGAAUGUGGAAAGAGCUUCAGUUACAGCCACUAUCUCACUUUCCAUCAGAAAAUUCAUAAAAGAGAGAAACCCUAUCAGUGUGUGGAAUGUGGAAAGAGCUUCAUUACAAGCUCCUCUCUCAAUUCCCAUCAAAGAAUUCAUACAGGGGAGAAACCCUAUCAGUGUGUGGAAUGUGGAAAGAGCUUCAGUUACAGCCACCAUCUCACUUCCCAUCAGAGAAUUCAUACUGGGGAGAAACCCUAUCAGUGCGUGGAAUGUGGAAAGAGCUUCACUCAGAGUUCCUCUCUCACUUCCCAUCAUAAAAUUCAUACAAGAGAGAGACCCUAUCAGUGUGUGGAAUGUGGAAAGAGCUUCAGUAAGAGCUCCAAUCUCACUAUGCAUCAGAGAAUUCAUACAGGGGAGAAACCCUAUCAGUGUGUGGAAUGUGGAAAGAGCUUCAGUACAAGCUCCAAUCUCACUAAGCAUCAGAGAAUUCAUACAGGGGAGAAACCCUAUCAGUGCGUGGAAUGUGGAAAGAGCUUCACUCAGAGCUCCUCUCUCACUUUCCAUCAGAAAAUUCAUACAAGAGAGAAACCCUAUCAGUGUGUGGAAUGUGGAAAGAGCUUCAGUACAAGCUCCUCUCUCAAUUCCCAUCAAAGAAUUCAUAGAGGGGAGAAACCCUAUCAGUGUGUGGAAUGUGGAAAGAGCUUCAGUUACAGCCACUAUCUCACUUCCCAUCAGAGAAUUCAUACAGGGGAGAAACCCUAUCAGUGCAUGGAAUGUGGAAAGAGCUUCAGUCAGAGCUCCCAUCUCACUAAGCACCAGAGAAUUCAUACAAACGUUGGAAAAACCAUUAUAUAGCUUUAGGAGCC